Molecule: messenger RNA, 826 nt
Organism: Lucilia cuprina (Australian sheep blowfly)
Lineage: Eukaryota; Metazoa; Arthropoda; Insecta; Diptera; Calliphoridae
Gene: CRIF
Product: growth arrest and DNA damage-inducible proteins-interacting protein 1
Exons: 1
Coding region: 83-799 (238 amino acids)
Cellular component (GO): nucleus
Source: RefSeq, a predicted model, not a curated record
UUAGCUUAGCCGCCGACAAUUUUAAAUCGACUUCGCCCUCUGCAUCACAUUACUAGAUUAUUAAAAAUAAUUGUUACUCAACAUGUUUAAUUUGUUAAUUCGACGAAAUAAUAAAUUAAAAGUGAUUGUGUUAAAUAAUCAACGAAAACUUUCGAGCCUUCAAGAAACAUUGGAGAAUAAUGAAAAUGGUGAUGCUACGGUUGCAAAUCAGUUAGUCAUCGAUUGCAACAAAUCCGGCCUGUUAAAUCAACAUCAAAAUGUGCUCCACAACAAAUGUCCAUACAAAGAGCCAAAUUCUUGGAUCCAUUUAACCGAAAAAUAUCAACGAAAAACGUAUGGUCGUUAUGGAUCCAGUAGCGGAAUAAGUCCUCGUAUAUGCUUCAGUACUAAAGAGGACAAUAUAUCAAAAUCUCGUUACGAGAAAUUUGCUGAGCCAGAAACAGUACAGUCAAUGAUUAGCAAAUAUAAGUUUCAACAAAAGUGCAAAACUGAUGAAAUACUUAAGCGGGAAGAGGACAUCAACAAAAAGCUUGAAAAAUUAGAGCAAUGGAAGCAGGAAUUAAAUUCAAGAAUAAUGAAAAAGGAGGCUGAUGCUCUUGCGGCUAAGGAAAAAAGAGAACGGCUAAUAGAAGAAGUUCGAAGGCAUUUUGGUUACAAAGUCGAUCCUAGAGAUGAAAGGUUUAAGGAGGUGUUAGAGCAGAAAGAAAGAGAGGAUAAAAAGAAACAAAAAGAAGCAAAACGUAAAGCCAAAGAACAAAAAUUAAUGUCUAAAUUAGUAGAAAAAUCUGCUGCUUCAUAAUCAAAUAAACAGUUUUUCUAAUAAUAA